UAACAAAAUCGUCGAUCUUAGCAGUUAUCAGUAGAUGUUUUUACCGCUGUAUUCUGCAUUAAACGCUAAUUUAUGUGUGUGUGCUAAAUUGUCACCGGAAACAUUUGCCAACUGUGUGGUGGACUCAGCCUGUUUGAACAGCGCCGUUUGCUCCAGUGCGGCAUAUGUCAGGCAGUAGGAAACGUGUAAGAUGACGACAAACUGCUGGUGAAAAACCCAAUUACGGGAUAGCCUGUUGCUUAAUUGAGUUUAAAUCCACCCGCGAUAAAUUGGCCCGAUUACGUUAUGAUCUGGUUAAUCAAGCGUAUACAUUGAAAAUUGCAAUGAUGCGGCUAUACUUACAUAUGUGUGUGCGCGUGUCUGUGUGUGAGCCAAGAGGCAUGAACCGUUUGAAGAGUCGAUUCAGCUUUUAAGUGGCUUUUUUGAGAUCCCUACAAGAUGGCAAUCUCUGAAACAUUUUGCGCGAUAAACGGAUUUCUGAAAUGCACUUAACAGAUUGAUCUGUCCCCCCGAUGCUCCACCCCGCCGUAUAUGCAAAACCGGCAAAAUACUUGGGAUGCGGCUAUUUGGUCGCCAUGCGUGUAUUGCCUAUCAGGACAUAUAUAUUGCUGCAGCGGACUCAUGGGAAGUAAUACAUUAUUAAAUCAUGGGAACGGUGCUGGCCAAGUAACUACUCACCAUUUCCUGUGUUGACAGUCCUUCACACGACGUAUAGUCUUCAUACUUUUUAUAUUGCCUAAUUACAGCCUCCCUGACACUAUCGUCCAUCUCCUAUGCAUCGCACAGCUAUAGGUUGCAGCUGGCUGCAAACGUGGGCUCGUUUGUGCUCGUGCACGAUUAUACAGCAACUCACUGUGACCUUUUACCAGCUAUAUUACAUGAGCACCCAUGAGGAGUUCCCUGAAUGUUCUUGCUGGAAUAAUAGGCCUUUUGUCCAUUUGUAAAGAUUCUCUGCAAGGAUAUCACGAAAAGCGUCUUUUAAACAGUUUUUUCGGACCGGGGUCGAAUUACAGUAACAUGGAACGGCCCAUCCUUAAUGAGUCCCUCGCUCUUCCAGUUCAUUUCGGUUUAACAUUACAGCAAAUUAUGGAUGUGGAUGAAAGAAAUCAGCUUCUCUCCACCACCCUCUGGAUUACAAUGGAGUGGAAUGACUACAAUCUGAAAUGGAACAGCAGCGAAUAUGGGGGAUUAUCCGACAUACGGGUGCAUCCGGACAAGGUUUGGAAGCCGGAUGUCCUGCUGUACAACAGUGCUGAUGAGCGCUUCGAGAACACAUUUCAUUCUAAUGUGGUGGUGUACAGUACGGGUGACUGCGUGUACAUACCUCCCGGGAUCUUCAAGAGCACUUGCAAGAUUAACAUAAAAUGGUUUCCAUUUGACGAACAGCAUUGUACGCUCAAAUUCGGCUCCUGGAGUUACGACGGCAAUAGGAUCGAUCUGCAGCUGAAGAAGAACGAAGCAGAUCUAUCCGGAUUCAUGAAGAAUGGCGAAUGGGAACUCAUUGGAGUACCUGCUCAAAGAAACGUUAUCACUUAUGAAUGCUGCCCUGAACCAUAUGUGGAUGUGACCUUUACGAUUAUUAUUCGCCGAAGGGUGUUGUUUUAUGUUUUCAAUCUCGUGCUUCCAUGUGCUUUAAUAAGCUCCAUCACACUUUUGGGAUUCUGUUUGCCGGUUGAAUCAGGAGAAAAGUUGACCUUAGGUGUGACAAUUUUGCUCUCUCUUACUGUGUUCCUUUUGAUGGUUGCUGAGAGUAUGCCGGCUACUUCGGAUGCCGUACCGCUUUUAGGCACUUACUUCUCACUCAUUAUGAUGAUGACCGGGCUUUCCGUGGUACUUACGGUGAUUGUCUUAAAUGUGCACUUUCGUACUCCCCAAACGCACGUUAUGCAUCCUUGGGUUCGCAAGAUACUGCUGGUUUGGCUGCCUUUUAUCUUAGGCUUGAAGCGUCCUGGACCCAUGCCAAAUAUGUGCCCUCCAAAACCUAAAAUCUGCCGUUCCUGCUUUAAAACCGUCAAUGCUAACAACGUCAACUCAGACAAAAAUCACGGUCGUUCCCUAAAUGCCUUAGAUCUAGAGUCGCGCUCGUGCAGUCUGCUCGCGAAUGUACUGGAGCUCGAUGACCGGCCAAAAUCCUUGCAGUUGCUAAAUCACAACACUUUUUCUUCUCCGGAUCAUCAGUACGUCGUACGUCGCCGAUCCAGACCUCAGCAGUCAGGCCGUGUGGAAAAUGUGGAAGAUAUUUUAACCGAAGUGCGAUAUGUGGCGGAUCGGAUGCGAGCAGAAGAUACGGACAUGAUUACGACAAAUGACUGGAAGUUUGCCGCCAUGGUCCUCGACCGGCUUUUUUUAUGGAUCAUCGUAAUGUUUACGAUUGGCUUUACGGGUGGUGUUCUCAUGUCGGCACCGCAUUUUCAAGUGUAAUCAUGUAUGCAACAGGGCUGGCGCGACUGUUAAUUUCAGCAGCUGAUCAGCAAUUUUUAUUCAUUUUCAGCAUGACGAUUUACGGAUACACGUUAAAAUGAAACGUGAUGUUCGCUUUCUAAGCAGCUCUGUAGUUGUGUCAUUGCGACAUGUCAUCCGGGAGUGAAUAACACGUGUGUAAAAUUGUAUGACAAAG
Paramacrobiotus metropolitanus is the source of this 2617-nucleotide messenger RNA. RefSeq names its product neuronal acetylcholine receptor subunit alpha-7-like. Gene Ontology annotation, biological process: regulation of membrane potential; monoatomic ion transmembrane transport; chemical synaptic transmission. The record is from RefSeq and is a predicted model, not a curated record. The transcript has 13 exons. Gene Ontology annotation, molecular function: acetylcholine-gated monoatomic cation-selective channel activity; transmembrane signaling receptor activity. Lineage: Eukaryota; Metazoa; Tardigrada; Eutardigrada; Parachela; Macrobiotidae. The coding region runs from base 889 to 2421 and encodes 510 amino acids. Gene Ontology annotation, cellular component: neuron projection; synapse; postsynaptic membrane.